Messenger RNA from Saccostrea cuccullata (small rock oyster), 643 nucleotides. RefSeq names its product E3 ubiquitin-protein ligase HACE1-like. The annotation marks the transcript as partial. NCBI's taxonomy places the organism in Eukaryota, Metazoa, Mollusca, Bivalvia, Ostreida, Ostreidae. Gene Ontology annotation, molecular function: protein binding. Gene Ontology annotation, biological process: protein localization to ciliary inversin compartment. The record is from RefSeq and is a predicted model, not a curated record. The transcript is spliced from 2 exons. Gene Ontology annotation, cellular component: ciliary inversin compartment.
AUGCAGUACGCAGAUAGUGGUUUUCUACGACGCCGAGUGAGGAUGAAGACGAUACAGACAGAAGAAGAAGAUCGCGACCCCUUUACUGUUUACCUGCCUGAAGAGUAUAUUGGUGAUCUUGUGGACAGGUUUAUCAUUGACAUGCAAACAGAACGCCUUGUAGAUGUUCUACUCAAUCCAUGUUUAAGGAAAGAGAUUGUCAUAAAAACCUUUAAAGAAAAAGUAGAUUCCCUUGAAAAACUACUUGUCAGAAUAAAAUGGAAAAUAGACAGAUCGGAAUUUCCAAAAGCAUUUGAAGGCGCCGCUGAAUUAGUAAAGUUUGCUGCUAAUGUCAACAACUUUACACCUCAUGGGAGCUGGACUCCAUUAAUAUUAGCUGCUUCAAAUGACGACGAACAUUUGAGAGAGACUGGACUUGGUACGAAUGAGGGAGAGAGACGUAAUAAAACCAUUCUUUGCCUAUUAAACAACGGUGCCGACAUCAAUCUGUGUAAUAAGAAUGGAUCAAGCCCUCUUCAUGGAGCUUGUGAAUUUGGGAAUGAUAGCUCGGUACAACUGUUACUGAACAACGGCUCCGACAUCAAUCUAAGUAACAAGAAUGGAUUCAGUCCUCUUUAUAAAGCUUGUCAAAAUGGACAUGCUA